Molecule: messenger RNA, 866 nt
Organism: Galeopterus variegatus (Sunda flying lemur)
Lineage: Eukaryota; Metazoa; Chordata; Mammalia; Dermoptera; Cynocephalidae
Product: solute carrier family 2, facilitated glucose transporter member 3-like
Exons: 3
Coding region: 1-618 (205 amino acids)
Biological process (GO): monosaccharide transmembrane transport
Cellular component (GO): membrane
Molecular function (GO): hexose transmembrane transporter activity
Source: RefSeq, a predicted model, not a curated record
AUGCUUAUUGUCAACCUAUUGGCCAUUGUAGGUGGCCGCCUUAUGGGAUUCUGUAAAUUAGCUAAAUCGUUUGAAAUGCUGAUCCUGGGCCGCUUGGUUAUUGGCAUCUUCUGUGGACUCUGCACAGGUUUUGUGCCCAUGUACAUUGGAGAGAUAUCUCCUGCUGCCCUACGGGGUGCCUUUGGUACUCUCAAUCAGCUGGGCAUCGUCAUCGGGAUUCUGGUGGCCCAGGCUAUCUUGAUCUUUGUGGCUUUCUUUGAAGUUGGAACAGGCCCCAUUCCCUGGUUUAUUAUGGCUGAACUCUUCAGCCAGGGACCCCACCCAGCUGCAAUGGCAGUGGCUGGUUGUUCCAACUGGACCUCCAACUUUUUGGUUGGACUGCUCUUCCCCUCAGCUGUAUUCUAUUUAGGAACCUACAUUUUUAUUGUCUUCACUGACUUCCUCGUUAUCUUCUUGGUCUUCACCUUCUUCAAAGUCCCAGAGACCCGUGGCAGGACUUUUGAGGACAUUACACGGGGCUUUGAAGGGCAGGCACAGGAGACCAGUAGAUCUGGGAAAGGCCCCAUUAUGGAGAUGAACAGCAUCCAGCCUGUUAAAGAGUCCACCACCAAUGUCUAAGUCAUGCCUCCUUCCACCUCCCUCCCAGCAUGGAAAAGCAACUGCUCCCUACAUGAGGGAGAGACCUCAUCAGGAUGAAACCAGGACUGCUUCUGAAUGCUGCUGCUUGAUUCCUUUCUCAUCCCACACACUCCACGAGCACUCAGAUUAACCCAGUGCUGGGACUGGAUUUUCACUGGUUUUUAAAAUAUUUCAUUUCAGGCAGGCCCAUAGCUCACUUGGGAGAGUUUGGUGCUGAUAACACCAAG